Messenger RNA from Hyposmocoma kahamanoa, 1600 nucleotides. Its product is annotated as zinc finger protein with KRAB and SCAN domains 7-like. Gene Ontology annotation, molecular function: DNA-binding transcription factor activity; RNA polymerase II cis-regulatory region sequence-specific DNA binding. Lineage: Eukaryota; Metazoa; Arthropoda; Insecta; Lepidoptera; Cosmopterigidae. The transcript has a single exon. The record is from RefSeq and is a predicted model, not a curated record. Gene Ontology annotation, biological process: regulation of transcription by RNA polymerase II. The coding region runs from base 131 to 1513 and encodes 460 amino acids.
CAUUGGCGAAAAGCGACGGCUACUCUAUUCGUUUGCCUUGUUUUAAAAAAGGGGCUUUAAUUUUACAAAAUUAACACUACUGGCGAAAUAUUAGAAAACACGCCGCCUCAAUUAUCUACAACAGCCAACAAUGUCAUACGCGGACCUAAAAGAUGUCGUUAAGGAGGAGGCAAGCGAAUCAGAAAACAGCCUCAUGGACUUGUAUAGUAAUGUAUACAUCAAACAAGAGACAGUUGGUGUUGUGGAAGAAGAACAAAGCAAGAAAGAGCAGCUGGAUCUGUGUGCAGAUCAUGAAAUCAAGGAAAAGUUGGUCAUAGAACCUGUAGUGUUACAGCCUGUUGAUUUAGAUCAAGAAAAAUUAGUGCAGAAAACACCUGAUGGGUUGAGUGUCGAUACUCGCUUAUACAAGUGUGAUAUUUGCAAUAAAUGUUUUACAAGAAAACAGAAACUUAAAAGUCACAUGAUGAUCCACACUGGACAAAAACCAUACAAAUGUGAUCACUGUGACAAAUUUUUUGGCAGUAUAGUAAGUUUUGUUACACAUUUAAGGACUCAUACUGUGGAGAAACUAUAUAAAUGUGGUAAGCUACAUAUUAUGACCCAUAAUGGAGAAAAACCUUACAAGUGUGAUAUAUGCAAUAAAUGUUUUAUCAGAAAACAAACACUUAAAACUCAUAAAAUGACUCAUUCUGGUGAAGAGAUAAGAGAGAUGGUUGUAGGUCCAACGGUGUUGCAGCCUUCUGCUGCAGCUCAAGCAAAAUGUGUGCAAGUUGGGGUUGCAGUAGAACACACUAAGAAGGAGUUGGAUAUGUAUGCUGAUCAUGAAAUCAAGGAAGAGUUGGUGAUAGGACCUGUGGAGUUGCAACCUACUGAUUUAGAUCAAGCAAGAUGUGUGCAGAACACCCUUGAUGGGGUGAAUGUUGAUAAUCGUCCAUACAAGUGUGAUGCAUGCAAUAAAUGUUUUGCAAUGAAAGUUUAUCUUAAGCAACAUAAAAGGACCCAUUCUGGUGUAAAACCAUAUAAGUGUGAUACAUGCAAUAAAUGUUUUAAAACAAAACGGACACUUAAAUUUCAUAUAAUGACCCAUAUUAGAGAAAAACCAUACAAAUGUGAUCAGUGUAACAAUUUUUUUGCCAGCAAAGCAAGUUAUUGUAAUCAUUUAAAAAUCCAUACUGGAGAGAAACCGCAUGAGUGUCAUAUUUGCAAUAAAAGUUUUAUAACAAAAAGUCAGCUUAAAUGUCAUGUAAUUGCUCAUACUAAUCCGAAACCACACAAAUGUCAUAUUUGCAAUAAAUCUUUUACAAAAAAACAUGCGCUCAAAACUCAUACAAAGGUGCAUACUGGUGAGAAACCAUAUAAAUGUGACUACUGUAACAAAAUUUUUGCUAUUAAAUCAAAUUGUAUUAGGCAUUUAAAGACUCAUACUAGAGAGCAACGGUACACGUGUGAUAUUUGUAAUGAAUGUUAUACAACAAAAGAUGAACAUAAAUGUCAUAACAUUUUUUUUUACUAAAAAGUACGAUGGGCAAGUUUGUAAGAACCUUUGGCGUAACACCAACAGUGAUGUAGGUAUGGGCUUAAUGAUUAUGUGCUUGUUUAG